This is a messenger RNA of Vicia faba (fava bean), 1692 nucleotides long. The record is from the annotation of a GenBank genome assembly. Lineage: Eukaryota; Viridiplantae; Streptophyta; Magnoliopsida; Fabales; Fabaceae.
AUGGCGGCUGCAAUGGUAGCAGAGGCCAGAAAAGCACCGCGACCGGGUAAAGGAGGCUUCGAAGGCCACGGCCUCACCGAAGAAGAAGCGCGCGUGCGAGCCAUAGCAGAGAUCGUGAACUCCAUGGUCGACCUAUCUCACAAAGGCCACAAAGUGGAUCUCAACGCUCUCAAAUCCGCCGCGUGCCGUAAGUACGGCCUCUCACGCGCCCCCAAACUCGUCGAGAUGAUCGCCGCUUUACCUGACUCCGAACGAGAGGUUCUUCUUCCUAAGCUUCGAGCUAAACCCGUCCGAACUGCUUCUGGAAUCGCCGUUGUUGCCGUCAUGUCAAAGCCUCACCGGUGUCCUCACAUUGCCACCACUGGUAACAUUUGUGUUUACUGCCCUGGUGGUCCUGACUCGGAUUUUGAAUAUAGUACUCAGUCUUAUACAGGUUAUGAACCUACCAGUAUGCGCGCAAUUCGAGCAAGGUAUAAUCCUUAUGUUCAGACAAGAGGUAGGAUAGAUCAGCUUAAGCGAUUAGGUCACAGUGUAGACAAGGUUGAGUUUAUAUUAAUGGGUGGAACUUUCAUGUCUCUUCCCGCGGAUUAUCGUGAUUACUUUAUAAGGAAUCUUCAUGAUGCUUUGUCGGGACACACCUCUGCCAAUGUAGAAGAGGCGGUAACGUACUCUGAGCAUAGUGCAACCAAGUGUAUUGGCAUGACAAUUGAAACGAGGCCAGAUUAUUGUCUUGGGCCUCACUUGCGACAGAUGCUUUCUUAUGGUUGUACACGAUUGGAGAUUGGAGUCCAAAGUACCUAUGAGGAUGUUGCUCGUGACACUAAUAGAGGACAUACUGUUGCUGCGGUAGCUGAUUGUUUUUGCCUGGCUAAAGAUGCCGGUUUCAAGGUUGUUGCUCACAUGAUGCCUGAUCUUCCAAAUGUUGGUGUUGAAAGGGACAUGGAAAGUUUCCGAGAGUUUUUUGAAAGUCCAAAGUUUAGAGCAGAUGGGCUUAAAAUAUACCCCACUCUUGUAAUACGCGGAACUGGGCUUUAUGAGCUCUGGAAAACUGGCAGGUAUAGAAAUUAUCCACCUGAGCAACUUGUGGACAUCAUAGCAAGGAUCCUUGCAACGGUACCUCCUUGGACACGUGUUUAUAGAGUUCAGCGGGAUAUUCCGAUGCCUUUGGUUACUUCUGGGGUUGAGAAAGGGAAUCUAAGGGAGCUAGCAUUAGCUAGAAUGGAAGAUUUGGGAUUAAAAUGUCGUGAUGUUCGGACCAGAGAAGCUGGAAUCCAGGAUAUUCAUCACCAAAUUAAGCCAGAAGAGGUUCAACUUGUUCGUCGUGAUUAUACAGCAAAUGAAGGUUGGGAAACAUUUCUGUCAUAUGAAGAUACUCGGCAGGAUAUCCUCGUUGGUUUGUUGCGACUGCGAAAAUGUGGCCGAAACACUACUUGUCCAGAGCUUAUGGGAAAAUGUUCUAUUAUUCGUGAGCUCCAUGUUUACGGAACUGCUGUACCAGUUCACGGGCGGGAUUCUGAUAAGCUACAACACCAGGGUUAUGGUACGCUUCUUAUGGAGGAAGCUGAACGGAUUGCUUGGAAAGAACACAGAUCAACUAAGAUAGGUGUGAUUUCUGGGGUUGGCACACGCCAUUACUACAGAAAAUUGGGAUAUGAACUUGAAGGGCCUUACAUGGUGAAACAUUUAUUGUAA